Fusarium keratoplasticum is the source of this 978-nucleotide messenger RNA. Its product is annotated as Arginase. Gene Ontology annotation, cellular component: cytosol; nucleus; cytoplasm. Gene Ontology annotation, molecular function: manganese ion binding; arginase activity. Lineage: Eukaryota; Fungi; Ascomycota; Sordariomycetes; Hypocreales; Nectriaceae. The record is from RefSeq and is a predicted model, not a curated record. The transcript is spliced from 3 exons. The coding region runs from base 1 to 978 and encodes 325 amino acids.
AUGAACACCGGUCUCAUUGACAGCCGCUUCCUCUCCAAGCCCGAGGAGCUUGGUGUUGUUGCUGUUGGAUUCUCUGGCGGUCAGCCCAAGGCCGGUGUCGACGACGGCCCUUCCGUGCUUAUCGAGGCUGGUCUCCUUACUGAGAUCCGAGAGGAGCUCGGCUACAAGAUCUUUGGCGAUGAGAAGGUCCAGCAAUUCGACGACAUCAUCCCCGAGUCGGACCCCGACUACCGUGGCAUGAAGAAGGCCCGCCAUGCCUCGGCCGUCACCCGCAAGAUCGCCUCCCAGACCUAUGAGCACUCCCGCGAGGGCCGCAUGACUCUCACCCUCGGUGGUGACCACAGCAUUGCCAUUGGAACCAUUGCCGGCACUGCCAAGGCCACCCGUGAGCGCCUCAACCGCGAGAUCGCCGUCAUCUGGGUCGAUGCUCACUCCGACAUCAACACCCCUGAGAGCAGCGACAGCGGUAACAUCCACGGCAUGCCCGUGGCCUUCCUCACUGGCCUUGCCAAGGAUGACAACGAGGAGUACUUUGGAUGGAUUGAGGAUGACAUGCGCCUGAGCGUUAAGAAGCUCGUCUACAUUGGUCUCCGCUCUGUCGAUGUUGGCGAGCGAAAGAUCCUCCGUGAGCACGGCAUCAAGGCCUUUAGCAUGCACGAUGUCGACCGCCACGGCAUUGGCCGCGUCGUCGAGAUGGCCCUCGCCCACAUCGGCAACGACACCCCCAUCCACCUGUCCUUCGAUGUCGACGCCCUCGACCCCAUGUGGGCUCCCAGCACCGGAACUCCCGUCCGAGGCGGCCUCACACUCCGCGAGGGUGACUACAUCUGCGAGGCCGUGCACCAGACCGGCAACCUUGUGGCCGUCGACCUGGUCGAGGUGAACCCCAAGCUCGCCGAUGGCGCGCAGGCUGAGCAGGACACUAUCCGUGCCGGCUGCUCCCUGGUGCGAUGCGCCCUUGGUGAGACCCUCCUGUAA